Messenger RNA from Lachancea fermentati, 1236 nucleotides. The record is from the annotation of a GenBank genome assembly. NCBI's taxonomy places the organism in Eukaryota, Fungi, Ascomycota, Saccharomycetes, Saccharomycetales, Saccharomycetaceae.
AUGUCAUCUCACCUCAAAACACCUAAAGUGAGACAGAGACGGACUUCGUCCGUUGGUGCAAUCAACCUUGGUGAUACCACUGUUCCAGGGCUGUCAACUAUGAAAGAAAGUAAGGAGUCUAAGAGCGCCGCACAGGCCAGGAUGAGAGCGUUAUCUGAGGCUUCUAAGGGUGACGGUGACCUACUGAGAAAGUUCGUGCUCACUUACAGGGAAAUGAGUUACCGUCACACAUGGUUAACUGCAUUUCUCAUUUUGGUUGUUGUUUAUGGGGCUUAUUUCACUUCAGGCAAUAGAACGGCAUCCAAUCCUCUGCAUAUGUUUGUUGCUGUAUCAUAUCAGGUUGGUGACACCGAAAUGUAUGGGAAGGGUAUAAAAGACUUGUACUUCGUCUUCUUUUACAUGAUUUUCUUCACUUUUUUACGUGAAUUCCUUAUGGCCGUAGUUCUCCGCCCACUGACAAUUAAGCUUGGGAUAACAAGCCAGCAUAAAAUCAAAAGAAUGAUGGAGCAGACGUAUUCUAUUGUGUACUAUGGAAUUUCUGGCCCUUUUGGAUUAUACAUAAUGUACCACACUGAUCUAUGGUUGUUCGCCACUGCUCCAAUGUACCAGACUUAUCCAGACCUCACAAAUCCGUUUCUUUUCAAAGUUUUCUAUCUGGGACAGGCUGCGUUUUGGACUCAACAAGCCUGUGUGUUAGUUUUGCAGCUCGAGAAACCAAGGAAGGAUUUCAAGGAGCUGGUUUUUCAUCAUAUUAUAACACUUGCACUCAUUUGGCUUUCUUAUGCCUUCCACUUUACCAAAAUAGGCUUAGCAGUGUACAUCACGAUGGAUGUCUCUGACUUCUUUCUAUCAUUAUCAAAGACUCUCAAUUACCUAGAUUCGUUUUUGACGCCCCCAUUUUUCAUGCUUUUUGUCAUUUCAUGGAUUUACUUGCGUCAUUAUGUUAAUAUUAAGAUCCUAUGGUCCGUGCUCACGGAAUUUCGCACGGUGGGUAACUUCACUCUUGAUUUUGCCAAUCAGCAAUACAAGUGCUGGAUUUCACAACCGAUUGUUUUUGUUUUAAUCAUGGCUUUACAGUUAGUAAACUUGUAUUGGCUAUUUUUAAUUCUACGAAUUCUUUAUCGUCUGGUUGUCUUGGGUAUUCAAAAGGAUGAGAGAAGCGACAGCGAAUCAGAGGAAGAUGAAGAUCAGGAAGAUCAGGUCAAAACAGAAGCCAAUACCAAGAAGACAAUGUAG